Nematocida minor is the source of this 2853-nucleotide messenger RNA. RefSeq lists its product as uncharacterized. Bases 1 to 2853 code for a protein of 950 amino acids. Lineage: Eukaryota; Fungi; Microsporidia. The transcript has a single exon. The record is from RefSeq and is a predicted model, not a curated record. Gene Ontology annotation, molecular function: guanyl-nucleotide exchange factor activity.
AUGGCAGAAGUAGCAGACAAGAAGCACCAUUUUAACAAAGAAAAAAGAAUGCAGGCCAUUUUUGAACUGUUUGAGUCUGAGUCAGAGUAUGCAUACGAUCUAACCCUGUGGACACGAACCAUAAAACAUCUUGUCGUAAACACCUCCUCUCUUGAGGUGUACAGCAAACAAAUAUUUCUCUCAAAUGUCAUUGGAAACUCCGACGAGCUAUUCAAGCUGCACGACACAAUUCUUCUUUUCAUUCUCAACAAGCUAAGCAUCACCCGGAACACCCCCAAAGAUGUUUUUCUUCGGCUGGACAUAUCGAGCCAAAGUCUUUCGGAAAUUCUCCAUGCUUUUAUUGUCCGCAAGGACAUUAUUUCAAAAGUCUACAUAGAAUACGCAACACGAAUACCCCAGGCCACAGGAACAAUGGCAUUUCUUCUCGAGCAGAACAAAAGCUUUAAUGCGGAAGUGUCGGACGUUCUCCACAGAAUAAAUAGAUUGCACUUGGGGUGUUCUCACUUUAUCAUGAGGCCCAUGCAGAAAAUAACAAGAUAUCCGCUGCUGAUGCAGGCCAUCUUGAAGUAUGCCCUGCCAGAGGAGAUACCUGAUCUGCAGACAGCCAUAAUGCACAUCCAGCAGAUAAACAUGCAGGUAAACCAGAACGUGCAAUACUCCACAGAGUACUUUACGCUGUACCACUUGGCACACGAGAUACAAUAUGCAGAAAAGCCGUUAUUUUCUGUUGGGAUGAUGCAGAAGGAAAGAAAGCUCGUAAAGCUGGAAAACGACAUACUUGUUAAAACAAACAAAGGAACAAAGUCUGUGUCAAUUGUUAUCCUGGACAACGCAGUGUUCUUCGUGGAGUGCGUGAUAACAAUCAGAGGAAUAUACAAAAACACUCUGAAGACUCUGAUGGAUAACAAGUACAUGGCGCCAGACACAAUUACAACAAGGAGAAUAGAAGGAACAGUGGGAGGCGAAGAAAAUCGAGGAGACGCAGAGUCUUUUCUGGAAAUAACGUCAAAUGGAGACAAGUAUCUUGUUUGCAGCAGAGAGUGGAUUAUUGACGAGCUGGAGGAGGCGAUAGAAGAGGUAAAAACUGUGCAGAAAUCAAAGAUGUACAACUUUCGACUGGAAGAGCUGUCCACGGGAAUAACAGCAGAAGGCGUAUCCAUGUCGUUCAUCACACCGGUGAGCAUUGAAGAGUGGAGCCUCAGAGGAAUAGGAACACUUAUCGUUGGAACCAACGAGUAUCUAGAGCUGAUCUCAGGCUAUAACAAGCUAAGAAUAUUCGACAAAAAGUGCGAGAAUGUGGUGUAUAAUAGGAAAGUGUCUUCAGUGUUCUACGGGCACAAGGGAUAUGUGUAUGCUCUGCCAAUCGACGGAUCACUAGCAGACACAGCUGAGUACGAAGAGGAUGCUGAGUAUGAUGAUGCCAAUGCUGAAACGGGAAAUAGUACUGAUCUCAAUGCAAACUCUAAUAACAAUGGAGUUGGCAAUUCUGUUGGCAAUUCUGAGACAGACAGUAGUAAAAACGCAGCAACACUUGGUUCCAAUAAGACCGCCAGUAAUAAUGAUGAUUCUAAUAACAGCAGUAAUACAUGCAUAGACAAGCCUGCAGAAGAUGCUAAGAAGGGUGGCAAAAAGACAGGUGAUAAUAAUGCACAGAAUAAAGAGACUAGAGACCUUACUGAUAAUAAUGCCGGUGAAAAGAAUGCUAAGAAAGAUAGAGGCGAUAGUGAGAGCAUAGAUAAUCCAAAUAAAGGUCAAAAAAUGAGUAAUGCUGGAAAUGCUGGAAAUGAUAAGACAGGUGAUUCUAAGAAAGAUAACGAAAAAAGUGGUGGCACUGCAAAUGCUCAUUCUGAUGCCAAUGAUAGCAACGGCAAUACUUCUGAUUCUGUUGAAAGCACAGAAAAAAAUAAAAAGAAGGAUAAAACCGAGUCUGCCUUGAACACUGAAGAAGGCUCAAAAAAGAGGAAAAAAAGUGAGAAAGCUAAACACUAUGAAACCAACACGGUCUCUGACAAUAGAAUCGACAGCUCAAGCGAAAGCAGCAGCAAGAGCGAAGAGUCUGAAAAAGACAGAGAAACUGAAGAAGACAGCGCAGCUGAAGAAGCUAUUCCUGAGGAGACUGCAGAAGUUGUUAAGAAAAACACGUCUCGGGUUAUAUCAAUGCUCAUACUCGCUGCUUCUGUUAAGGAUCAGCCUAAAAGCAUGAUAAAAAGCUCUGAUAUGUUCUUUAUCAGAGAGGCGCCCGAUGCAGGCGAUGGCGUAUUUUUAGUAGCCAAGAAAAUAGGAUACUUGGGGUCUGAGGAGCUGGUCAUCCUGAAAAUAGACGUGGGACAGAAUGGAAAUGCGUCAAAAUCAAUGUACAAACGGAUGUACAUUGCAGGCAAUGUGAAAGACGUUUCUUUUUUUGGCAAGAACAUGGUUAUAUCUUCAAACGACUUUGAGCUGAUCGAUCUAGUUGAUUUGACAACACAGGAGCUGCUAGACCCUCUGGACAAGACAAUUGCGAUAUACGUGAACAAGAUAGACAGCACUCCUCUGUUCAUGGAAAAAACAGAAGAGAAUGUGUACCUCGUGGCUUUUGACGACGUGGGCUUUUUCAUCAACAGGCUUGGGUCAAGAAAGAGGGCACACAUUGUUUUUCUGUGGCUGAUGCAGAUUAGAUCCGUGUUUAUUUUUAAAGAGUUUGUUGUGGCUCUGGGAGAGAAACAGGUGAAAAUAUUCUCGCUGAAGGACGGGAUGAUGCGCGGCAUAUUUGACAUCGAAAACGGGAGGCAUCUAGAGCACCCUGACUAUAUUAUUAUCUACAACGACACAAAGAUCUACAGAAUCACAUUCCUUGAUCAGCCCAGCAUCUAA